Messenger RNA from Paramuricea clavata, 176 nucleotides. The record is from the annotation of a GenBank genome assembly. Lineage: Eukaryota; Metazoa; Cnidaria; Anthozoa; Malacalcyonacea; Plexauridae.
AUGGCAAAAGCGAAUGUUGCAGAGAUAAAAACAUGGCUGACUCUUUUUUUUGACAAAUGUGAAACCGAAUACCCAAAUGAAGGAAAAAACCUCACAACACUGCCAGUAUCUGCCAAUGGCACAGUGUAUCCCGACCACUUUAUUCUUUUACUGGCGAUGAUUUUACUUGACAUGGG